Molecule: messenger RNA, 1259 nt
Organism: Cyprinus carpio (common carp)
Lineage: Eukaryota; Metazoa; Chordata; Actinopteri; Cypriniformes; Cyprinidae
Product: ER membrane protein complex subunit 5
Exons: 3
Coding region: 38-583 (181 amino acids)
Cellular component (GO): plasma membrane; early endosome; Golgi apparatus
Source: RefSeq, a predicted model, not a curated record
GCAGCGGGCAACCGGAAGUGCGAUUAGUGCGGCGGUGAUGACGCAGCGCUCGUUGAGGACUGCUUCACGCGCCUCGAUCGGUUGUGCUCGAGUGAAAAUGGCCUCGUCCUUCUGGAAAGGAGUUGUCGGUGUAGGCCUUUUCGCCUUGGCACACGCAGCUUUUUCAGCGGCACAGCACCGAUCCUACAUGCGACUGACAGAAAAAGAGAAUGAAACGUUACCUAUCGAUGUAAGUUGCAAUCAGCUACAAGACACUGAUCAUCUUGAAUCACAUGCAUGUGUUGUUUUCCUCGAUACAGCUUCUCUUGUGUUGUGUUUUCAGAUAGUGUUGCAGACUUUGUUAGCGUUUGUGAUCACGUGUUACGGCAUAGUUCACAUCUCAGGCGAAUUCAAAGACAUGGAUGCUUCUUCAGAGCUCAAAAACAAGACAUUUGACACAUUGAGAAAUCACCCGUCGUUCUACCUGUUCAAUCACCGCGGCCGAGUACUCUUCCGCGCUCCAGAGCAAGAGCCCUCCACUCCCAGCGCCCAGGCCUUGCCCUCCAAUCCCCUGCGGUUACGCAAGCUGGAAAAUUAUCAUUGAGACUGGCCUUCAGUGGGCUGCCUUGCCCGGUUUCAUUUUUUUAUUUUUCUUUCUUAAAUUAAUUUGUUCGCUCCUCAGUUGAAGGGGAAAAUAAGCAUAUUUUCCUGUCUAUGUAUAUGUGAAUAUGCUGUACAAACAUGCAUCUAUUGUGGUUACUAUUUUGUCAAUGGACUGUGCCAACUCCUUUUCCAGCCGAUAUGUUUGUAAAUACUUGUUAUUGCUUGGGAGUCUUAAGUCUGUAGGUUACGGCUGUAGCCCUCCGCUUGGCUGUCGCACACAGGGCACGAAUCCUGCCAUGUACAUUGUCGGUUUGCCAUGUUUUUGGCUGAACUGACCCUAACUGCAGUCGGUUCUUCCCUGUCCCCAUCUGAAUUGAGGUCAAUAAUGUGGACCAUACAUUGUAUUAGUGUUCAGAAGCGGAAGCUUUGAUUACUGAACUUCUAAUUUGAAUUCAUAAUACUGAAAGUGAUUAAAACUAUUAAAACAUGUCUGAGCAAGGCCACAAUAGAUUGUAGAUUAAUAGCAAUUCUAACAAUACUGUGAACACUCAGUGGGAAUGAAUGGUACAUUUUUGUUUGUUGAGGAGGGGGAGGGGGGCAAUAUUUUCUGAUUUAUUUCAUGUUGAGACACAACUCCUUAUUUUUACCUUAAUAAAAGCUGAAAUGUUCUUGAUGAA